AAAUUUCCCACGUUUUUUGUUAAAUAACUCUAGCUGUGGGCCAAUCACUCAACAUAUUUCCCUGAAAUUGGAGAGUGUGGGGACUUUCCUUUUAUCUCCCAUCUCACCAACAUUGAAUUGAGCAUCCAAUAACCAUUUUCUCUCAUAUUUAAUUUCUUCAUGGCUAAACCUCUAUAUCAUUUUCAUGAGAAACAUCAUUCUUAACUCUUUCUCUCUUUUCUUUGUUUUUCAUUUUAUUAAUUACAUCAUAUAUUUCACAAUUGAAAAUAAUAAUUUUCGAUAAUCUUGAGUUAGUCUGGUGGUCGAUUUAGUUUCUUUCACUUUGGUGACAUGAGUCUGAUUCUUAUAUCCAUUAAUAGGGAUUCUCUAGCUUGCUGACCCCAGAAUCAAGAAAAUAAUAAUUUUCACCACCUUGUAAAAUUUUUUUGAACUUUGUAUAUUGUUUGGAGCUUUGAAUAUUUAAAUGGGUGUUGGGCAAUCUGGGUUAAGGUGUAAUGGGUCGGAAAGGAUUGGGCUUGGAGACUUGCCGGAAAGUUGUACGGCUGUGAUAUUGGCCCAGUUAAGCCCACCAGAGAUAUGUACGCUUGCAGAAGUGAACAAGACUUUUCAUGAAGCUUCAUUGUCUGAUUUUGUGUGGAACUCAAAGUUACCUUCAAAUUAUGAGUUUCUUGUUAGGAAGCUUCUUAAUGAAUGUCCUACUAACUUCAGUAAAAAAGAGAUUUUUUCUAGGCUUUGUGGGCCCAUCAGAUUUGAUGCUGGAACUAAGGAGAUAUGGGUGGAGAAGAGCAGUGGGAAGAUGUGCAUGGCAAUUUCAUGGAAGGGAAUGAGGAUUACAGGAAUAGAUGAUCGUAGAUAUUGGAGUCAUAUUCCUACUCAUGAAUCAAGAUUCCAUGCAAUAGCAUACCUAAAACAAGUAUGGUGGCUAGAAGUAGGAGGAGAGUUAGAGUUCAAGUUCCCAGCAGGAAGAUAUAGCUUACAUUUCAGGCUACAACUCGGAAAACCCACCAAAAAACUCGGUCGACGAGUUUGCAACUCAGAAGGAGUCCAUGGUUGGGAUGUUAAGCCAGUAAAGUUUCAAGUUUCAGCCUCAAAUGGACAACAUGUUGUUUCACAGUCUUAUUUAAAGCCUACUGGAAAUUGGGUUUGCUACCAUGUUGGAGACUUUACUUGUGGGUCUAUGCCUAUCAAGAUCAAGUAUUCCUUGGCUCAAAUUGAUUGUACACAUACUAAAGGAGGACUUUGCUUGGAUUCUGUUAUUAUAUGUCCUACUCAAUUAGUACAUUCUUUGAAGUACUAGGCUUAGUUUUUGUAUAGUUUUAAAUCUUAGGUUAUGUAUGACAAGGUAUUGUAGAUAGCAAGAAUGCCAUAUAGAAAUUUAAAAAUUAUUUUAUAGUAGUAGUUUCCAAAAAAAAGUUAUAUUAUAUUAUAGUAUUAUAUCUAAAUUAGGGAUAAUUUCGUUGGUUUUGUAAUGUAAGUAGUAUUAUGUAUAGUGUAUACAAAUGUACUCUAUAUUGAUUACUUGUUUCUAGCAUAACAUGGUGUUCUUGUUCUCUUUUAUGAGCGAAAUGCCCAUUAAGUUAUUGAUAGAUUAUGGGAUGAAAGUUGACUGAGUCAAGAUUAUUAUUUAAAGUAGUUGUAUUUGAUUUUGGGUGCAAUGGCAAGUU
Amaranthus tricolor (Joseph's coat) is the source of this 1664-nucleotide messenger RNA. Its product is annotated as F-box protein PP2-A13-like. The transcript has 3 exons. The record is from RefSeq and is a predicted model, not a curated record. Lineage: Eukaryota; Viridiplantae; Streptophyta; Magnoliopsida; Caryophyllales; Amaranthaceae. Gene Ontology annotation, molecular function: protein binding. Bases 464 to 1297 code for a protein of 277 amino acids.